AUGGAUGAAUUCUUACCCAUUGUUGCGUUUUCGCUUCUUCUAGGUACCAUCAUUGCCCUCCUCUUCUUCAACACCUAUUACCGGAAACGCCAAUCCGAAGUCCGAUCCAUCGCAAAUGUGAAUCCAAAUCCAAAUCCAAAUCCCAACCCAAUCACUUCCUCUUCAAAACCCCUUCCUAAUAAGAAGUCUAACCCUAAACACCAUUCCUCUGACAAGGAUCAAAGCAAACGGCAUCAUCCGUUGGAUUUGAAUACUUUGAAAGGCCAUGGUGAUGUAGUUACUGGGCUAAGCUUCUCUCCUGAUGGACACAACUUAGCAACAGCUUGUGCUGAUGGACUGGUGAGAGUAUUCAAGUUGGAGGAUGCUUCGAGUAAAAGUUUCAAGUUCCAUAGAAUUAAUUUACCUCCUGGAGGUCAUCCAACUGCAGUUGCGUUUUCUGAUGAUGCAUCCUCCAUUGUAGUGUCAUCACACAGUCUCACUGGUUGUUCAUUGUAUAUGUAUGGUGAAGAUAAACCUAAAGCUUCUGAAGAUAAGCCACAAACAAAGCUUCCUCUCCCAGAGAUUAAAUGGGAACAUCACAAAGUUCAUGAUAAAAAAGCAAUAAUUACUAUGUUUGGAACCUCCGCCACUUAUGGCAGUGCUGAUGGAAGUGCAUUAAUUGCCUCGUGUUCAGAAGGGACUGACAUCAUUCUUUGGCAUGGAAAAACUGGGAAAAGUUUGGGGCAUGUGGAUACAAAUCAACUUACAAAUAACAUGGCUACUAUAUCUCCCAAUGGGCGCUUCAUUGCAGCUGCAGCGUUUACUGCAGAUGUUAAGGUCUGGGAGAUUGUAUAUGCAAAGGAUGGAUCUGUCAAGGAAGUUUCAAAUGUUAUGCAGCUUAAGGGGCACAAGAGUGCAGUGACCUGGUUAUGCUUUUCUCCAAACUCUGAACAAAUAAUUACAGCAUCCAAGGAUGGUUCCUUAAGAAUAUGGAAUAUCAACGUUCGCUAUCAUAUGGAUGAGGAUCCCAAGACACUGAAGGUGUUCCCAAUUCCUCUUUGUGAUUCUACCGGUACUGCAUUGCACUAUGAUCGCCUCAGUAUUUCACCUGAUGGUAAAGUUUUGGCUGCAACCCAUGGUUCUACAUUGCAGUGGUUGAGUGUUGAGACUGGAAAGGUUUUGGAUACAGCUGAAAAAGCUCAUGAUGGUGACAUUACAGGCAUUUCAUGGGGGCCUAAAACUAUUCCAAUGGGAAAAGAACAAGUCUUGGUUUUAGCCACGGCCAGUGUUGACAAGAAAGUGAAGUUGUGGGCAGCUCCAUCGUGA
Messenger RNA from Lathyrus sativus (Indian pea), 1305 nucleotides. The record is from the annotation of a GenBank genome assembly. Lineage: Eukaryota; Viridiplantae; Streptophyta; Magnoliopsida; Fabales; Fabaceae.